AUUUGGUAGAAAGAAAACUUUAUUAUUAAAAACGUAUUAGAAACAAAUUUAACUUGUAAACUUUACGGUACCAUUGCUAUUGUUUAUCAAAACAAAUGCAGUUUGAAAUGGCUAAAACUCAUCUUCACUUUUUGAGGACUAUAAAAUCCCAUUAAAGAUAAAAUGUACAAACUGACACUUACAAAACUACUGAUAGUUGUUGCUUUAUUGCACUUCACAAUGGCUAAAAAACGGAGCUCAGUCGCAAAAGCUUUUCAAGCUAAUAUGGGAAAAAUAGGACAGAAUGCAAAAAAAUUUGUCAGUAAUGUUGGUGACAAAGCUGAUAACUUUAUGAAAAAAGUAAAUGAAUUUAUCAUACCAUCGGAUGAAAAUGCUCCGGCAAUAGCAGAGGCCAUUACAAGUGUUGGCGAUGGGGCAGUAAAACUAGUUGAAGGAAUAAUUAAUGGUAAAUGGCAAGAUAUGAUUGUUGGUGCUCUUGGUGUGGUUGGUGGUUUAGCUUCGUUAGCAGGUCCGGUUGGUGCUGUCCUCUCAUCUAUUUUGAGUGUGUUCUCAAUGUUGUUUGGAUUGUUUGCAGAAGAAAAAAAGGCUGAAGAAAGUCAGGAAUCAAUGUUAAAAAGGGUAAUUAAUGAAGCCUUAAAGAAUGCACGUGCUGAGGAGCUUAAAGCAGAUGCUGAAGGUUUGAAAAAAGUGAUGUUAUCUAUUCGUAAUUCAAUUAACCAAUUUCGUGAAUCUGGCGUAACUAAAGAGCAAGCUACUGAAAUGUAUACUCAAAUUUUCACGGGUUUAAAAUUCUUUGGCCAGUUGAAGUAUGAGAUAAAUAAAUUCUGUGAUUGUUCAGUGGAUGUAAAUAAAUUUGAUGAUAAAAAGCGAGAUGAAAAAAUAAAAGAUUCUGAGAAAUGCUUGCAAUUUCUUAAUCUGUACUCUGAUCUCUCCAUAUAUAGACUGUUGCUUAUUGCAGACAUGGCUAGUCUUUUUAAUUCAAUUGAAGAUCCUGAGGGAGUUGGAUUAGACAAAACCAUUUUAUUAUUGAGCGAAAAAGAAAGAGCUUCAGAUGCUGAAAUUCUUGCAUUUUUAUUUGAUCCAAUUAAUAAUAUUCGCCAAAGAUUUUGUAUCAGUCUAUAUCAUGGUGCCCCAAAUAAAUAUCCCACAAUUAUGGCUUAUACUGAUGUAUUAAAAAAAAAAGAAAUGAAAUCUUCUAAAGAUGUUACUAUUUGUAGUGAAAAGGAAUUACUUGGGGUAUGUCACAAUUUAAAUGUUACAGAAAAAAAAGAAUAUAAGACUAUUGAAGAUUUGCAUGGAUGGGGUGAUAAAAUAAAAUCAAUUUAUGUUCCAGAGCACUUAACAGUGAGUGGAUUUUCUAGAGCAUAUUUUAAAGAGCCAAAUUUUGGUUGGUAUACUGGACCAACUGUAAUUGGGACUGUGCCACAUAACCGUGAUGGAAAGUGGAACUCAUUUAAAGUUGAUCCAACACCAACAUUAGCACAUCAAAUGAUUCGUUUAUGUUUGAAACAAAACUUUGAACAGAAUGGGUUUUGUCAUCAGUUGGAGCCAUAUACUAAUGCUGGACAUUCUGCAAAUUUGAGGUUAAUCAGUGUUGAAACAUUUGAAAAGAAAGUAGAGUCUGUAAUGAUUCCAGAAGGAUUACAAGCAGAGUUUUUUUCUGAAAUUAAUCAAGGAGGUACUAAAUAUGGUCCGUUUUAUGGCCCUAAUUCAAUCGAUAAUUUUUGUAUAAAAGACAAAGUUGUUUCCAUAAGGAUAUUAUACAGUCAAAAAGAAGUUUCACAAAUGGUAAAGAUUUGCAAAGGAGAAUCUUUUUCUCAUCAGUGUGAAUAUCUGGAUAAGGGCGCUUAUCCGUCAUUGACAAUAAAUGGAUGCGAUUAUACUAACAAGGAUGAAAAGAUAAAAAGUAUGAUUGUACCAGCAGGUCUGAAGGUCUUAAUGUGGACAGAAAAAAAUUGUCAAGGAAUGGAUUUAGGACCCUACGUUGGGCCAUUGUCUCUGUCAGCUAUCGAAGGAGUAGGCAGCAAGUUAAAAGUUAUGUCAUUAAUAGUUAAAGACACAGAAGAUACAUCAGUUACAGAGUGUAAAGCAGUUUGAUAAAAAACUCGUUUUAGAUUUUCACUAAUUAAAUUUAAAAAUUUUAUUGUAUUAAAAUAUUAUUUAUUUACAAAGACCGCUUUUUUU
This is a messenger RNA of Hydra vulgaris (swiftwater hydra), 2184 nucleotides long. RefSeq lists its product as uncharacterized. Gene Ontology annotation, molecular function: toxin activity. The record is from RefSeq and is a predicted model, not a curated record. NCBI's taxonomy places the organism in Eukaryota, Metazoa, Cnidaria, Hydrozoa, Anthoathecata, Hydridae.